This is a messenger RNA of Funneliformis geosporum, 537 nucleotides long. The record is from the annotation of a GenBank genome assembly. Lineage: Eukaryota; Fungi; Glomeromycota; Glomeromycetes; Glomerales; Glomeraceae.
AUGAGUAAAGAAUUCAUAUUUGUAUCAGAAACACCUGAGCGUCGGGAAGCAAGAUCAAAGAGAGAACCAAACAUGUUCAUAAUGUUUCGAAAAAAUAUGAUGAAACAUAAACCACCUAACAUGACCAUGAGGCAAUAUAGUAAAUUAGUAUCUAAAUGGUGGGAGAAACUUUCAAUCGACAAAAAAGAUGAAUUGCGAAGGCAAUAUCAAAUUCAAAGAGAUCGGAAAAAAGAAAAAGGACGUAAUGAACAUCGUGUAAAUUUCAACACAGUCCAAACGCAAGUGCCGGCAGAUAUAACUUACUUGUAUUGUGAAUGUGAAGAGUAUGUCUAUGCAUCUAUGAAUACUUAUAGUAAUGAUUAUAUGCUCUACCCACUUCCUUUGGACCAAAUAUUUGAACAAGCUAAUUUUUCUCUCCCUUUUGACCAAGAUCAAUCCAAUUUUUCUCUCCCUUUUUAUCAAGAACAAGCUAAUUUUUCUCUCCCUUUGGAAAAUAAUGAAAAUAAUGAUAUCUGUUAUAUAUCGAGAUCCUUUUAA